CUUGUUACCUGGCAACUACUCCAGGAAGAUUGACAAUCCGACAGCGCGGUCGAUUCACGGGACACAGUGGAAAGAAACACAACUUUUGAAAAGUCCAAAAAAGGGAAAUUAGGCAGGUCAGGGGGUAAUAGCAUUUCACUUUCUACCAUGACAACGACACCCACUCCCAGCUAAUGCUUUGUUGUAGGCCAGCUUAAAGGCUUGACGGUCAGUAUACGGUAUGUGAAUUGAAGGCAGCAUUGAAGUUUGUUAGCUCGAGGCACACGUUUCGAAACUACAUUUCGUCGUGACUGUUCACUCAAACCAUUCCUUUCUAACACUUAGUAAAUGACUAUUUUAUGUAAAACGUAUUCAAAUGACCGUAUUCCCCCUAAUGAUACGUGUUUUUUUUGUUGUUUUUUUUUGUCGUGAGAAGUGCCGGAUGUAGCGUCAAUGACCUUUUAAAAAGUCGGAGCAUAAGAUUACCUAACAUUGUGGGGACUCUGCAGGCGAAUCCCAAAAGACUGCUUUUCAAGAAGCUUUCUUUGUUGCAGAAGAGGAUGCACAAAGCUUUAGUGAAACACUUCAGACAACGUAGCCUCCACGGCGAGGCUGAACUGGACUGCUGCCAGGCUCUUUGUCAAGAAGCCAACCAGAAAAUACAACCAGCUCAGCUUCAGCGUCCCCAGGUGACCGCGCCACUGAGCCCGCGCUCGCUCCAUCGCACCCCACUCCACGCCUGCUGCCACCCUGAAGGUAGAUGCAUCACGCCGGGGGACUGUACAGCCGCAGCAGCACCCCCACCCCGCCCUAAAGCCUUGUCCUUUGGUCUCCUACACAUGCACAUAACUCUCUUGGUCUCCAUACAACCCGGACUCUUCACUCAGGUGGCGUCCACAGUCAGGAAGUCAUGUCCAGAUCGGGUGAUCGAACGUCGACCUUUGACCCAACACACAGUGACACACUGCUGCAUGGGCUCAACCUCCUGUGGAGGAAGCAGCUUUUCUGCGAUGUGACUCUCACCGCCCAAGGACAGCACUUCCACUGCCACAAAGCAGUGCUAGCGUCCUGCUCCCAGUAUUUCAGAUCGCUCUUCUCCUCGCAUAAUGCCAUCAACAAUGAGGGCGGGAAAGGAGACCAGGGCAGCAGUGGCACCCCCUCGUCCUCGCCUGAUGACAAGCUGGUGGCCCCUAGCGCCAGGCCCAUAAAUAACCUGGUCCUGCAGGGCUGCUCUUCCAUUGGACUAAGACUAGUGCUGGAGUACCUCUACACUGCCAACGUGACUCUUUCCCUGGACACAGUGGAAGAGGUGCUGUCGGUCAGCAAGAUUCUCAACAUCCCCCAGAUCACCAAACUCAGCGUGCAGUUCCUCAAUGACCAGAUAUCGGUGCAGAACUACAAGCAGAUCUGCAAGAUUGCUGCCCUCCACGGGCUGGACGAGACCAAGAAGCUGGCCAACAAGUACCUGGUGGAGGACGUGCUGCUGCUUAAUUUUGAGGAGAUGUGCGGCAUGUUGGACGCUCUGCCGCCCCCAGUGGAGUCGGAGUUGGCUCUCUUCCAGAUGUCGGUGCUUUGGCUGGAGCAUGACCGAGAGACCCGCAUGCAUUACGCGCCGGACCUCAUGAAGAGGCUGCGCUUUGCCCUCAUCCCGGCACCGGAGCUGGUGGAGAGGGUGCAGUCGGUAGACUUCAUGAGGAGUGAUCCCGUCUGCCAGAAGCUGCUGAUGGACGCCAUGAACUACCACCUGAUGCCCUUCAGGCAGCACUGCAGGCAGACCACAGCCAGCAGAAUCCGUUCCAACAGGAGAAUGUUGUUACUGGUGGGUGGUUUACCUCCUGGACCUGAUCGCCUGCCCAGCAAUUUGGUCCAGUACUAUGAUGAUGAAAAAAAGACAUGGAAGAUUCUCACAAUAAUGCCUUAUAACAGUGCCCAUCACUGCGUUGUGGAGGUGGAAAACUUCCUGUUGCUCCUAGGAGGAGAGGAUCAGUGGAACCCCAAUGGAAAACACAGCACUCAUUUUGUAAGUCGCUAUGAUCCCAGAUUCAACAGUUGGAUACAACUUCCGCCUAUGCAGGAGAGGCGAGCCAGCUUUUUUGCCUGCCGUCUGGAAAAACACAUCUAUGUGAUCGGCGGUCGGAACGAGACUGGCUACCUCUCCAGCGUGGAGUCGUACAACCUGGAGACCAAUGAGUGGAACUAUGUGUCGUCUCUGCCACAGCCUCUGGCCGCCCACGCUGGAGCGGUGCAUAAUGGAAAAAUCUACAUAUCAGGUGGCGUCCACAAUGGCGAGUAUGUGGCCUGGCUCUACUGCUACGACCCUAUAAUGGACGUGUGGGCUCGCAAGCAGGACAUGAACACAAAACGCGCUAUUCACACGCUCGCCGGAAUGAACGACCGCCUCUACGCGAUCGGGGGGAACCAUUUGAAAGGUUUCUCUCAUUUAGACGUAAUGCUCGUGGAGUGUUACGACCCCAAAGCCGACCAGUGGAGCAUCCUCCAGACGCCCAUCCUGGAGGGUCGCAGCGGUCCGGGCUGCGCCGUCUUGGAUGACAGCAUCUUCCUUGUGGGGGGCUACAGCUGGAGCAUGGGGGCCUAUAAGUCGUCAACAAUCUGCUACAGCCCAGAGAAGGCAACAUGGACAGAGUUGGAGGGAGAAGUGGCAGAACCUCUCGCGGGGCCGGCUUGUUCAACCGUCAUUCUUCCCGCCUGCCUCCCAUUUAACAAAUGACAACUAAUCCGGCCGAAAGGCGACGAUGACGGCCAGUUCCACAUCGAUUGGGAAGAAUCGCCCCAAUAAGAAGUCAACAAUUUUACAACUGACGCCGGUUGUGUGUAUAAAUUAUUUUUUUACAAGUUUGACAGGAGCACUUUUGUUCUUCCCCUCCGAAGGUGUGAAGAGAAAGGGAAACAAGCGGUGUAAAGUCAUGUAUCUAAACUUCUCUGUGCUCUGAGAAUGGUUUAUAUUAAGUAUGAUUUAUUUACACUGUUAGUGGGUGUUUUUGGCUUCUCCUCUUUAGCACGCAUAGUGUCGAGCUCAGUGCUAGCUUUCAGCUCCGUCGUAUCCUGUAGCCACAUAAACCCAAUGACAGACUGAGAGAGAGAGAGAGAGAGAGAGAGAGAGAAAGAGAGAGAGAGAGAGAGAGGGGGGGAUCAUUCCCACUGGAACUUGGAACUAAACCAGCACUGGGUGAGUUACUUUUAUUGUGAUGUAUAAAUAGUCAUCAUGGCUCACUAUGUUUUUGUGGAUUGUGCACUAAAUCUGAACACCUGGUCACCUACUUACAUCAUAUUUUCUCCUUUUCUUUUGGUUCGGAAAAGUCUCACGUUCAUGCAUCCAAAGUGAUCCAGAAAACUGGUUUGCUGUGAUUAAAAAUACACUGUACAAAACAUGAUUAACAUACCAAUUCCCAAUGUUGAUGCGACGCACUAAUUAACGUUGACGCUAAUGAUGGUACAAUCAAAUUGCUCACCCAUGUAUCGGAAGCAUUUUUGGGUAAACCCAAAAGUGGCGAAUUUGUUUCUGCUGCCUCGUGCAACUAAUAGACGCCACCUCCAGAAGUAUUAUCGGAUACCAAGCUUCCAAAUCUGAGCAUACAGCAGACCUUAAUGCACUUAAAGUGAACUGCAGAGUUCAUUGUAUUGUAAAUGAAUCAUUGUGAUGUUUUAACUAAAAAAAACAAACCUCUUAGUACAAAUGAGUCCAGCCUAGUUUAUGUCACUGAGUGAAAAAAGAAACAAAAAAGUUGACUCUAAAUGUUGAAUCCUGUAAAGGUUUUGUUGACUUCAUUCUUGUACAUAAUCGCUUGCAGUGAAACAUUUUUGUGCACUCAACCUUUUGGAUUUAUUCUCAAAUCCUGUUAUGUCCUUUGCAUUUUAGAAUAUGGAA
This is a messenger RNA of Nerophis ophidion (straightnose pipefish), 3865 nucleotides long. It is a transcript of the gene klhl14, whose product is annotated as kelch-like family member 14. The record is from RefSeq and is a predicted model, not a curated record. Lineage: Eukaryota; Metazoa; Chordata; Actinopteri; Syngnathiformes; Syngnathidae. Gene Ontology annotation, molecular function: protein binding. The transcript is spliced from 11 exons. The coding region runs from base 890 to 2707 and encodes 605 amino acids.